Triticum dicoccoides is the source of this 2759-nucleotide messenger RNA. RefSeq names its product type IV inositol polyphosphate 5-phosphatase 3-like. Gene Ontology annotation, biological process: phosphatidylinositol dephosphorylation. Gene Ontology annotation, molecular function: phosphatidylinositol-3,4,5-trisphosphate 5-phosphatase activity; inositol-polyphosphate 5-phosphatase activity; phosphatidylinositol-4,5-bisphosphate 5-phosphatase activity. The coding region runs from base 279 to 2393 and encodes 704 amino acids. The transcript has 10 exons. The record is from RefSeq and is a predicted model, not a curated record. Lineage: Eukaryota; Viridiplantae; Streptophyta; Magnoliopsida; Poales; Poaceae.
GUCCUCCAACGCCAGCCAGCUCGAGCCAAGCCAAUGCCAAAGCCCGGCGCAUAAAUCUGACCCGCCAUUCGCUCGCUAGCUCGCUAGCUAGCAUGUCUGUCCCCUGUUACUCAGGACUUCAGGAGGAAAGGAGAGGGAACGCAGCGCAGCACAAGAGGUUUCCACUGACUAGUACUAGUACGGCCGUGGUUCUAACUAGCUAGCUGUUCCGCUGUUGCGUGGCGUCGCGUUCUUAAGGCUAGGCAACGCCAAGCAAGGAACCGCCGGGGCGCGCGCGAAUGGCGGCCAAGCACUCGUACCCGCCCACGCGGGCCACGCGGAGCGCGCCGGCUCCCCGGCCAUUGUCGCCCCUCGGGGAGUCGGAGCCGGCGGCGGCCCAUCCCGGCGCCGACCCGGAGGCGCGCCGCAAGGCCAAGAAGCAGAACCAGCUGUGGCCCAAGACGGUGCUGCGCAAGUGGCUCAACAUCAGGUCGCCGGACUCCGACUUCAGCGCUGACGAGGGCGACACCGCCGACGAGGCCGACAGCGACUCCGAGUACGAAGAGAUGUGUGGAUGGGAACGCCAGCGAUAUGAUCAGGACCGGAGAAUGCGUGGAUUGGGUGCCCAGACUACUGAUAGCCAAAUGGAGGGUGUUCCAUACGGUCUUCAUAGAAGGCGCAAGUCAGAGACUCUUCGUGCUCAGUAUAUCGAUGUCAAGGAACUGAGAUAUCUGUGUUGCCUUGCAGCAAGACUUCAAAGCAGUAACAUCUACUAUGUUUGUUCUGUUUCUGUCAUUUCUUAUAGUCUGUUGGGUUUAAUAUUCAGGGUCUGCGUAGGAACAUGGAAUGUUGCAGGCAAACUUCCACCUCAAGAUUUGGAUAUUCAAGAAUGGUUGGAUAUGAAGGAGCCGGCUGACAUAUAUGUUCUUGGAUUUCAAGAAGUUGUUCCAUUAAAUGCUGGGAAUAUAUUUGGCGCGGAAGACAACCGUCCUGCUUCCAUGUGGGAACAUAUCAUUCGUGAAACACUGAAUAAGAUUAGUCCAGAUAAACCAAAAUAUAAAAGUCACAGUGAUCCUCCAUCUCCAUCAAGGUUCAAGCCAUCUGAUGACGCUCUUGCAAUGGAAGACGAACUUAAUAGCGAGUCUGACAGCGAAAGUGGUGGGGAAGUGCACCCAUGGAACGAACAAGAUUUAGUUGUUGUUGAUGAUGAUGAUAGUCAUAGCAACAGACUUGAGCACUCCACUUCUGCUCCUGACGAAUCUAUUAUACAGGCUGAUAACUUCAGCAGGUUGCCUUCAAUGAAGACUUUCAAUAGAUCCCAUAACAUAGUAAGUUUUAAAGAUUACACCUCUCUUUUGGAAGAGCCGAUCAACCAAAAGAUGUUAACCAAAACACUCAGUCACUCAGAAAGGCUUGGAAUGAUUUGGCCAGAACAACCAUUGGAUAUGUUGGCUCAGUGUCUUCCAGACAGCACACCACCAUUUGCUUCCGGGAAGGCACUAAAAACAUAUUUGUCUUCCAAAUCAGUUAAUGAAGAUUCAUGUGCUUUUCCAGAGGAUAGUGCACUUCAUGGUUUAAACAUUGGAAGUGUGGUAGCUAAAGGAAAAAGACCAUACUUUGUAAGGAUAAUAAGCAAGCAGAUGGUCGGGGUAUUUCUCACAAUAUGGGUACGAAGGAGCCUGCGAAAGCGCAUUCAGAACGUGAAGGUAUCAACUGUAGGUGUAGGUGCUAUGGGAUACAUUGGUAAUAAGGGAUCAAUAGCAGUAAGUAUGUCGAUAUAUCAGACACACUUUUGCUUUCUUUGUUGUCACCUGACCUCUGGAGAAAAGGAUGGAGAUGAACAAAAAAGGAAUGCGGAUGUGCAAGAGAUCCAUCGAAGGACAGUAUUUAAUUCCAGAGUGAGCACGCCUAAGACAAUAUAUGACCACGAAAGGAUAUUCUGGCUAGGGGAUCUCAAUUAUAGGAUCAACUUAUCAUACGAAAAAACACAUGAAUUUAUCUCCAACCACGACUGGAAUGGGUUGUUUGAGAAAGACCAGCUAAGAGUAGAACUGAGGAAAGGACAUUUAUUUGAUGGGUGGAGCGAAGGAGUUAUCAGCUUUCCUCCAACAUACAAGUACCGGUUUAACUCGAAGAAGUACACAAGUGAUGAGCCAAAAUCUGGAAGAAGGACGCCUUCAUGGUGCGACCGAAUUCUUUCGUAUGGCAAGGGAAUGAGGCUAUUGUCCUACGAGGCGGUUGAUAUGAGGCUAUCCGAUCACCGCCCCGUUAAAGCCGUGUACACGGUUGAUAUAGAGGUUUUCAGCCCCAAAAAGUUGCAGAGAGCUCUCACCUUCACCGACGCGGAGGUUGAGGACCGGCUGUCCUCUGAGGAUGAGCGCAUCGCCGGAAUCUACAGCCUUGGGCUGUCGUAAGUCCAAGGUUAAUAUUUGGGCCAUUUUCUGUAGUGAGGUUGAGCCAAGUCACACCGACAGUGCCGCUUAACCCUCUCCAGCCAUGGCCUCUUGGCUGUCUGCUGAGACCAGCAGCAGAUCAUUCUGGGGUUGCUUGGUCAUGUAGUACGUCGCCUCCAUGCUCUGACCAUAUUUUGAAGAGAACCAGGGCAUGCUAUGUAUGCAUAUCGCUGUUUGUUUCCCACCGUUUGCUUGCUGUGUGCAGCUUCCUGAGAUGAUAAUGCCCUCUGUAAUGAUCUGAUCUACUCCGGUUGUAAUUAAGCGGUUGAACACUAUAAAUCUCGAGGCAGCAGGCCGGUUGUGCAGCUCAAGUUCCAGGUUCUCCUA